AGCAGACUACUACUGGUGACAGCCGCCAGGCGAACUCAACGGGUUUCCCCUUCCUCUACAUCGUAGUGAUAAGGAGAAGACAUUACGGGACACGUCCUUGCAGCCUUGUGUUUACUGUGGGCACUGUUUCAAACGUUAACUGGCCCCAGUGGGAGUCGAGCAUUCACUUACGCUUCCGGUUUUUCCCCAGGUAACGUUACGUUAGCUUUGGCGUUCAUACGGUGGCACCGAGCCCGUACGACAUAUACGUCUCCUGUCAAGAUCGUUUUAACAACGCUCCGAGAGGAUGGGCGACAUAAAGCCUUCAACGUCUCCUGCUUUUCAGUCGGAAGGCUUCAGUCCGCCCUACAGGAAGAGAAAAAGGACAGUGGAAGAUUUUAACCAGUUUUGUACGUUUGUUUUGGCUUAUGCUGGUUAUAUCCCAUACCCCCAAGAGAACUCUUCACUGCGCAGUACUUCCAGCCCUCCCAACAGCACUGGAAGCACAGUAGACAGUGAUGGCUGGACCCCGGGGCCGUCGCCGUCUUGUCCUCAAUACCCUUUCAUCGUCCCCCUGGAAAGGAGCAGUAAACAUCCACAGCUGGGGGCCACACUGCCGAGCCACAUUAAAAAAGAUCACACAUUCACCAGCCUGCAUCCAGAGGAUUGCAGGAAGGCUGAGAAGCUGAAGAAGAAAAAGAAGAGAAAGGAGAGGGAGCUUCAGGCCGGUGAGAAACAUGGGCAAUCUAGCUCGUCCGACCCAGCGCUGCAGCCUUCAUUCUCCUUUGACGACUUGCCUAUAAAAGAGGAACUGGAAGACGACAUCAGCAUUCCGCUCCAUCCUCAGCGCGUCACCAGCCCGUCCCAGUGCAAAGAGGAGCUCCAGGAAGAGCGAUGGGAGUGGGAUGGACGAGACCUGCAAGAAGGAGUGGUCAAGGUACAGAAAGUGGAGGGCCUUUCUGGAAGCAGAACGGUGUUCCGACAGGGCAAGCAGGUAGUGUUCCGAGACGAAGAUGGGUCGGGAGAGGAUGAGGAUAUCAUGGUGGACUCAGACGAUGACUCAUGGGACUUGGUGACGUGUUUCUGCAUGAAGCCGUUCGCCGGCCGCGCCAUGAUCGAGUGCAACAAGUGCCACACCUGGAUCCACCUGUCGUGCGCCAAGAUCCGCAAGAGCCACGUGCCCGAAACAUACGUGUGCCAGAGCUGCCGAGAAAACUCCGUACCCGUCGCCACUGGCGCGGACGCCCGCCGCUCCCACCGCCCUCGCAUAGGUCCGCGUAAACACCUACUAGAAUGACCUCCAAAUGCCACUUCUGAACCCUCUUGAAGAUUUUUUUCUAACAACCCUUGUGGACCUAUAGCAAGCCCCUAUAGACCUCUUGGGAAUAUCUUAGUUCUACAGAUGUUUACUUAUGCUUCCCUACAGACUCUCUGCGUAAGGCAAUCACUGAAUGAUACACUACUGACAAAAAGUUCGAGAUAUUUGGUUUUUGAGUGAAAUUUCAUGAUGCACGUAAAAUCCACCAUAGCCUUUACAGGUGAACUUAAUUUGACCUUCUCUUUACUUUGGAAUGCAGUGCAUCAUCUGAAUUUUGCCAUUCAGCUCCUGGUUAGAGAACGGCAAGUGAUGCAAAAAGUAUUGCCACUUGUAAACAGUUGGAUAAGUGCAUUCAAAGGUUUAGAGGUCAAAUUAAGUUCACCCGUAUAGUUAUAGUGCAUUUUGGGUUCAUUUUGUAAUUUCACCCAAAAGCUGAAUAUCACUACCUUUUCGAGUAGUGUCUGUAGAUGACUAUAGCAUAGCAGCCAACGGCUACUGUUGGGACUGUAGUGUCUUGUGAACACUGGAAGCUGCCAUGUCAAGUCCCUCCACAAACUGCCACCCUCUCUGGUGCGCGCCAGGAUGUGUCAGAAAGACUUGUUUGCACUUUUUCUCACUUUAAAAAAACCUUUUGACCCUUUUGGCAAGCAGGUAUGUUCAGAUAAAACUGGACCCCCCAAGUGGUCUCUUGUUGGUAGAAAUAUAAGUGACAGUUUUGAAGGAGAAAACUUGUAAAGCCUUGCGAUAACUGCUUCAGAUGGUGCUAUAGUAUUAAGCUGGUAAUCCAAUAGAACAAAAAUCUAGACUGCAUCUGCUUCAUCUGUCUUUUUUGUUAUUUAAGUCCAUUGUGGACAAAUAGAAGCCCAGAGAAGGCGUUCUUCUCUCUCGUUCUCAAGCUGUCUUCCAAUCUCUGAUGCUUGUAUGUAUCGACGGCCAGGGAGAUAGUUCACUUCUUUCCCUCCCACACAUUACUUCAUAUAUCAUUUCCGGUGGUUGUUCAUAAGUAUUUUACCUUAACUGGCAGUUUAGCCAUCUUUUGAGAUAAAUGUAUUUAUGGAAAGGACUGAAUACUGUUAUGUUCAAAGCUUCAGAAGGAAAUCUGAUGGUUAGUUAACUGAAAUAGUGUUAAGAUUCUCCCCAGGAUUUAUGCACAUCAUAUGUGAAUGUGUUCGAGUGAGGAGGGAGGGGGAUGUAUUUUUUGGGCUGCGGGUGAGGGGGUGUCAUGUGCUGCUAUGAAAAAAAAAUCUGGUUUCUGGUCUUUUUGUAAGAUGGUCAACAGCAAAUGAAAUCAGCUUUUGUGUAUCAUCACUUCAUAAAACAACAGUAUUCACUUCAACCUUCAGCAGGUUUACCGGGAAAUGCUUUUUUUCAGGCAUUUUUCCCCCUUUAAACUUGCUGCCAUUCAAAUGAUCUCUGUUAGAAUAUGUGCCAUGGACCUGUUUGUGUCAGUUAAAUAAAAGCCAUACUCCAGUGUAGAGUGAUGAACUAAUUUAAAGACUCCGAAACUCAGUUGUGAUUCUGAGAUGGGUUUUUAAACACAGUCAUUAACAGACUUUGACCAGAGAACAGAUGUGGGGUUGGUGAACUGGUGUCUUCUGGUGAUGCCCUGCCAAUAAUCAGUCCAGUUCGGAUGUUUAAUAAAUGACAUGCACUGUUAUGUCUUUGAGAGCCCUCAUUUUAAAGAUCAGUUAGAUUUUAGUACUAUUAACUAUGGUCUGUGUGACAGCAACUGUUUUAUUCUGAUGGGUUGGAUAGUCCUUUCCUCUUAAGGAGAAUGUCAUGUGUACUGUGGUGCAAACUGUUUCUAUGAAACUAAUGUAAAGUAUUGUAAAUAAAGAGUUACCAUUUUA
Phycodurus eques (leafy seadragon) is the source of this 3147-nucleotide messenger RNA. RefSeq names its product PHD finger protein 13 (gene phf13). Gene Ontology annotation, biological process: mitotic chromosome condensation. The coding region runs from base 287 to 1276 and encodes 329 amino acids. Gene Ontology annotation, molecular function: chromatin binding. The record is from RefSeq and is a predicted model, not a curated record. The transcript has 5 exons. Lineage: Eukaryota; Metazoa; Chordata; Actinopteri; Syngnathiformes; Syngnathidae.